Messenger RNA from Brassicogethes aeneus, 1320 nucleotides. Lineage: Eukaryota; Metazoa; Arthropoda; Insecta; Coleoptera; Nitidulidae. The record is from the annotation of a GenBank genome assembly.
AUGACCACAGACCAUGGACAUAAGCCAACUAACAAAAAUAAAAAAUUCUUUUGUGUAUACUGUGGCUAUAAUACGCCUUAUAAACAAUCACUGCAAAGGCACAUAUAUACCAAACAUAAAAAACAAAAUGACUUGGAAAAUAAAGUAAAAUUAAACGUAAAAACUCACGCUUGUGUGUACUGUGACUUUGUAUCAGAAAAAAGAUAUGUUUUACACCACCACAUUUAUUUAAAACAUAAAGAACAAAAUGAGUUGGAAAAAAAACUAGAGUUAGACAUAAAAGUUUAUCAUUGUGUGUACUGUGACUUUAUAGCAGUUGAAAAUCAUAGACUACAAUACCACAUCUACAGAAAACAUAAAGAACAAAAUGCGUUAGAAAAAAAAGUUGAAUUAAACUGUUGUAUGUACUGUGACUUUACAACAAUAAAUAAAGGUAAUAUACGAAGACAUAUUUACAACAAACAUAAGGAACAAUAUGAGUUGGAAAAUAAAGUGGAAUUAAACGUAAAAACUCACGAUUGUGUGUACUGUGACUAUAGAACAAAUAAAAGAUAUCUUUUACACGACCACAUUUAUAUAAAACACAAAGAACAAAAUGAGUUGGAAAAAAAAGUAGAAUUAGAUAUAAAAGCUUGUAUGUACUGUGACUUCUCAACAGUGGAAAGUCGUAAGCUAGAAGACCACAUCUAUAGCAAACAUAAAGAACAAAACGAGCUAGAAAAAAAAGUAUCAAUAAAAAUAAAAAUGUACUCCUGUGUUUACUGUGACUUCACAACAAAGAGAACAAGUAAUUUACAGAUGCACAUUUAUUCGAAACAUAAAGAACAAAAUGAUUUGGAAAAAAAAGUUAAAUUAAACAUAAAAACGUACUCUUGUGUUAAAUGUGACUACAAAACGGUGAUCAAUCGAGAUCUUCAAGACCACAUCAAUAGAAAACAUUUAAAAGUACCCAUUCAAAGACAAUUUAAAACAGAAUAUUGUAUGUACUGUGACUUUACAACAAAAAGAAAAAAUUAUUUACACAUGCACGUUUAUUUGAAACAUAAAGAACAAAAUGAGGUAGAAAAGAAAGUAAAAAUAAACCUAAAAAUUCACUCCUGUGUGUACUGUGACUUCACAACACUUGAGAAGCGGAUUUUAAAAAGACACGUCUUUAUAAAACAUAAAGAAGAAAAUAAGUUGGAAAAUAAAGUUGCAGUUAAUAUUAAAACGUACUCUUGUGUGUAUUGUGACUACUCCACGACUAUAAACCAAGUUUUACAAAGGCAUAUCUAUAGAAAACAUAAAGAACAAAAUGAGUUGGAAAAAAGUGUGAAAUAA